UGCGGGCGUCCUGUCGGAAGAGUAGUGGUGUGCACGCGCUUCAAAGAAAAGAAGCGGUCGAGCUCACAAUCUCUCCAUUCCCCAUUUUCACGUGACCUCAUAUACUCAGAGUCCCACUACAUAUCCAGCUGCUGCGCAACAACACGCUGCUACCAUUUCUAGUUAGUUCCCAGAACCCUAUCAACACUGCGAAUGUUACCCUAAUGACAACCAAAACGACAUCGUUCCUCGCUCUCCCUCUUCUCCUCCUUUUCCUUUCUGUUGCUACCAGAAGCUCUGCUCAAUAUCCGCCAUUAACGAACUCACUUCUCCCGUCCGACGCCGUUUCGUUGCUUUCCUUUAAAUCUCAGGCGGAUUCAGAUAACAAGUUACUCUACGCGCUUAAUGAGCGUUUCGAUUACUGCCAGUGGCAAGGCGUAAAAUGCGCUCAAGGCCGGGUUGUUCGCUUCGUUCUUCCCGGUUAUGGUCUACGAGGUAUUUUCCCUCCCAACACCUUAACUCGCCUCGACCAGCUCCGAGUCUUGAGUCUACCCAACAACUCCCUCACCGGUCCAGUUCCCGAUUUAUCUCCACUUGUUAACCUGAAGUCUCUCUUUCUAAGUCACAACUUCUUCUCCGGAACCUUUCCGAUUUCCAUUAUUUCGCUCCAUAGACUAACUGCUCUUGAUCUGUCUUAUAAUAACCUAGCGGGUUUAAUUCCGGUUAAUUUGACCGGUUUAGACAGAUUAUACUCUCUCAAGCUUGAGUGGAACCGGUUUAACGGAACGGUUCCACGUUUGAACCAAUCAUCUCUUGCACUGUUCAAUGUUUCCGGUAAUAAUCUCACCGGACCGAUACCGGUGACGGCUGCUUUGUCUCGGUUCGGCGCGUCGGCGUUCUCAUUGAAUCCGAAUCUUUGUGGUGAGAUUAUCAACAAACCGUGCAGUUCUCGCCCACCGUUCUUCGACUCACCGAAUUCCGCUUCCCCACCGGCACCGCACGGACGAAGCGAGCAAUCACAGGGAUUAGAAGUUUUGACUCCGCCAUCAUCGCCGACACAUCACAAGAAAACAGGUUUAAUUAUCGGGUUCAGCAUUGGUUUCAUCUUGUUAUUUUCAUCCCUGUUAUGUGUUUUCUUAAUGGUUAGAAGAAAAGGCAGGAGGGGGAAAAACACAAAAGAAACCGAAACGCAGUCGUUUCACACCAGGAAUACUUACCAUGAACCAGAAACGACUUCAAGAGUAACUGUUGAAGAAAACAAGUUCCAAGUAGAAACAAAAGCAAACAAAAUCAAAGUUGAAGAAAUUCCAAUAUCACAGAGAGUGAAAAAGAGCGGGAGUUUAGUGUUUUGCGCAGGUGAAUCUGAGCUUUACACUUUAGAGCAACUAAUGAGAGCUUCAGCUGAGUUGCUAGGCAGAGGAACCGUCGGGACAACGUACAAAGCUGUUCUUGACAACCAGCUGAUCGUCACAGUUAAAAGACUUGAUGCAACAAAGACCGCCAUUACAACCGCCGAAGCUUUCGAGCAACAUAUGGAUGUUGUUGGUGAGCUUAGGCACCCCAAUUUAGUACCCAUUAGAGCUUAUUUUCAAGCCAAAGGAGAGAGGCUUCUUAUCUAUGAUUAUCAACCAAAUGGUAGUCUCUUCAAUCUCAUUCACGGCUCAAGAUCAACGAGGGCAAAGCCUCUUCAUUGGACAUCUUGCUUAAAGAUAGCAGAAGAUGUGGCACAGGGCCUUGUUUAUAUCCACCAAGUAUCUAGGCUAGUUCAUGGCAACUUGAAAUCCUCCAAUGUCCUCCUUGGAGCUGACUUUGAGGCUUGCCUCACAGACUAUUGCAUCUCCAUCCUUGCCGACUCUUCUUCUGUAGAAGAUCCUGAUGCUGCAGCCUAUAAAGCCCCUGAGACUCGCAAAUCCACCCGCCGCGCCACUCCCAAGUCGGAUGUCUACGCUUUUGGAGUCCUCUUACUGGAGCUUUUGACCGGCAAACACCCGUCACAACAUCCUUUCCUUGCACCCCCUGAUAUGCUUCACUGGGUCAGAACAACGAGGGAUGAUGAUGGUGGAUAUGGUAACCAACUUGGAAUACUGACAGAGGUUGCCAGCGUUUGUAGCCUGACAUCACCGGAACAAAGACCAGCAAUGUGGCAAGUGUUUAAGAUGAUACAGGAGUUAAAGGAGAGUGUAAUGGCUGAGGACAAUGCAACUUUUGGCAAGUGUUGAAGAUGAUACAGGAGUCAUUUUCCACAAUGAAAAGAUUGGGGGGUACAUUGAAGAAAAUCAAAACUUGGAGGGGACAUCGUCUGUAAUUUUGGAUUGGAAGUGUUUGUCCCAAGGCUAAGUUGGAAAAUCUUACCAUACUUGGCUUAGCUGGAGGUUGAGUCGUCUUUUUUUUUUUUUUUUUUUUUUUUUUUGGAAUUCAGUAUAGAAAAUCGAUUGAAUUCAUCUUUGCAAUCACGUUUAUGUAUCAUAAAUUUGUGAAGGCAGGUUUCCUUUACAUUUUACCGUUGUUUUCACCUUUUGACAUUUGCUAAGUACUAAAAAUUGGCUCAGCCUAAGCAAAUCGGCCAAUUGUACAACGUGGAUUCUUUCUUUUCUAAUUCGGGCACUCUGAUACAUUAUAUUAUAACCUAUAAUGUUAAUUUAGUAAUUAUA
Messenger RNA from Mangifera indica (mango), 2630 nucleotides. Its product is annotated as probable inactive receptor kinase At5g67200. Gene Ontology annotation, molecular function: ATP binding; protein kinase activity; protein binding. Lineage: Eukaryota; Viridiplantae; Streptophyta; Magnoliopsida; Sapindales; Anacardiaceae. Gene Ontology annotation, biological process: protein phosphorylation. The record is from RefSeq and is a predicted model, not a curated record. The transcript is spliced from 2 exons. The coding region runs from base 204 to 2198 and encodes 664 amino acids.